AAAAAGAAAAGAAUAUCUAAAGCCCUUUCUGGAUUGUAUAUAAGACCCACCACAUCUGUGUGUUUUUUCCCAGCGUCCGAAUUGUUGCUUUUCCACGAUGUUCAAACAAACAAUGACGAUUUUGCAAAAGGCCUCGAGAGAACCAGUGGUUCUCGGCUACAAGAACAUGCUUAAAGACCCAUCUACGAAGUACAAGCCGGCGUUUACCUGGCCUAGCAAAACCAUCACAAAGGCCCCAAGAUGGCUGUCUACGGACUUGAGAGACGGUAACCAGUCUCUGCCGGAUCCGAUGAGCGUUGAGCAGAAGAAGGAGUACUUCCACAAGCUUGUCGACACCGGAUUCAAGGAGAUUGAGGUUGCAUUCCCAUCUGCUUCGCAGACGGAUUUCGACUUCACUAGAUAUGCCGUUGAGAACGCUCCAGAUGACGUGAAGAUCCAGGCGCUUGUUCAGUCGAGAGAACACCUCAUCAAGAGAACUGUCGAGUCUUUGACCGGUGCUAAGAACGCUACUGUUCACGUCUACUUGGCUACAUCAGACUUGUUCAGAGAUGUCGUCUUCAAUAUGUCCCAGAAGGAGGCUGUUGAGAAGGCUGUAUGGGCCACGAAAUUGGUUCGCUCUUUGACCAAGGAUGAUCCAACUCAACAAGCUACGAAUUGGACGUAUCAGUUCUCUCCAGAAUGUUUCUCCGACACUCCUCCAGAGUUUGCUGUUGAAAUCUGUGAAGCUGUGAAGGCUGCUUGGGAACCAACGGUGGAAAACCCAAUCAUUUUCAACUUGCCAUCUACUGUUGAGGUUGCCACUCCAAACGUGUAUGCUGACUUGAUCGAGUACUUCAGUACCCACAUUUCUGAACGUGAAAAGGUUUGUAUCUCUACACACUGUCACAACGAUCGUGGAUGUGGUGUUGCCGCCUCUGAGUUGGGUAUGCUUGCAGGUGCUGAUCGUGUUGAAGGUUGUCUCUUUGGUAACGGUGAACGUACUGGUAACGUUGAUUUGGUUACAGUUGCUUUGAACAUGUACACCCAAGGUGUUUCUCCAAACCUGGACUUUUCCGAUUUGCAGUCCGUUAUUGAGGUUGUUGAGAAGUGUAACAAGAUCCCAGUUCCUGCUCGUGCUCCAUACGGUGGUGAGCUCGUUGUCUGUGCAUUCUCAGGUUCUCACCAAGAUGCCAUUAAGAAGGGUUUCGAGGCACAGGCCAAGAGACAAGCUAAGGGUGAUCACUUCUGGAGAAUGCCAUACUUGCCAUUGGAUCCAAAGGAUAUUGGCCGUGACUACGAGGCUGUCAUCAGAGUCAACUCUCAGUCCGGUAAGGGUGGUGCUGCUUGGGUCGUUCUGAGAUCUCUCGGUUUGGAUCUUCCAAGAGCUUUGCAAAUUUCCUUCUCCACAGCAGUUCAAAACGAGGCUGACAAGUUGGGCCGUGAGUUGAAGUCUGCUGAGAUCAUCGACUUGUUCAAGAACAACUACAACUUUGACAACGUUGGCCCACUUGCCAUCGGUGAGUACGACGUUGUUAAGAACCCUAACGUUGUCGAUGGCAGAAUCUUCCAAGGUGAGUUCAUCGUUAACGGCGAGGCUCACAAGGUGCAAGGUUUUGGUAACGGUCCAAUCUCGUCCUUCCUCGAUGCCCUCUCGCAAUUCACAAACGUCAGAUUCGAAGUAAAGAACUACACAGAGCACUCUCUCGGUUCCGGAUCAAACACCAAGGCCGCCACCUUCAUCCAGCUCGGCUACCUCGACUCUGAGAACAACAGCAACGUUAAGUGGGGUGUCGGCCUCCACGAGGAUGUCUCUCUCGCUGCAUUGACUGCCAUCGUCUCUACUGUCAACUCUCUCAUCACAUCGGGCUUGAAUAUAUCCAUACAUGGUGAACUGAAGGGGAAAAAAGAGGAGGAGAGGGACUCCAUUGCGCUCAUCCACUAUGGUAUACACAGGAAGCCCAUAUUAGGGAGUCCCGAGUCGUUAGUAACAAUUAAAAACAAGAAUACAACCACAAACAAUGCUUUGUUCUUAAUGGAAACCGUCGAUUGUAGUGAAGGAACCAUGUGAUGGUUAGCACAACACUAUCACACACCCACACACAGAGCAAAUCAUCCAACUCACUACGCACAACGCUUAGCC
This is a messenger RNA of Williopsis jadinii, 2119 nucleotides long. Its product is annotated as 2-isopropylmalate synthase. Gene Ontology annotation, cellular component: mitochondrion. NCBI's taxonomy places the organism in Eukaryota, Fungi, Ascomycota, Saccharomycetes, Phaffomycetales, Wickerhamomycetaceae. Gene Ontology annotation, molecular function: 2-isopropylmalate synthase activity. Bases 98 to 2047 code for a protein of 649 amino acids. The record is from RefSeq and is a predicted model, not a curated record. Gene Ontology annotation, biological process: L-leucine biosynthetic process. The transcript has 3 exons.